Messenger RNA from Rhizophagus irregularis DAOM 181602=DAOM 197198, 858 nucleotides. RefSeq lists its product as uncharacterized. Gene Ontology annotation, cellular component: TIM23 mitochondrial import inner membrane translocase complex; mitochondrial inner membrane. Lineage: Eukaryota; Fungi; Glomeromycota; Glomeromycetes; Glomerales; Glomeraceae. Gene Ontology annotation, biological process: protein import into mitochondrial matrix. Gene Ontology annotation, molecular function: transmembrane protein transporter activity. The record is from RefSeq and is a predicted model, not a curated record.
ACACACAAUGUCUUCCUUUUCAUCAAACACUUAUGAUUACCAAUCUUCACCAAAUCAAUUCGGCACAGAUCCAGUGGCAGUAUCGGAUUUCUUAGCAAGAGUGAAUUUAGGACCAGGUCAACUAAGAGAAAUUGCUGGUCUUGGUGCUGUUGAUUAUUUGAGACUUGAUGAACAAGUAGUCACACCAGGAGCCCUCCCUAGUCGAGGGGGAUUUGAUGACCUAUGUUAUGGUACAGGAACGACAUAUUUGGCCGGUUUAACUUUUGGUGGAGUAUGGGGUUUAAUGGAAGGUCUUCAUGGACAUUCACCCAAUUUUAAAUUGCGUUUAAACACAAUCCUUAAUUCUGUUACUCGACGAGGACCAUUUAUUGGAAAUUCUUGCGGAAUUCUUGCCAUGGGGUACAAUACCAUCAAUGGUACUAUUGGUAGUAUAAGAGGAAAACAUGAUUCAGUAAAUAGUAUUGCAUCUGGAGCAUUAAUAGGAUUGCUCUUUAAAUCUACAGCUGGUUUAAGGGCAGCAGGUACUGCUUCAGUAAUUUGUGCGGCUACUGCAGGAACAUGGACUUUGGCAAAAAAAUAUUUCUUUAAGUAUUAGGCUUAUAAUAAUUUAGUUAACUAAUAAUAAUAUCAUAGAUUUGAUUGAAUGGAUCCUAGUUCAGAGAAUUUUAGUUUUUUUAAAAAACUCUACCACUGUUCACAGCAUUUUAAAUAGAUAGUUUGUUGGCUAAGAUCUGUAAUAAGUAAUAUAUAUACAUAUAUAUAUGAAUCCUGAGAAUAGAUUGUAUGUAAAGAAAAAUUAAUCCACACUACCACAAAAUUUAAUAACGCUCUUAAAUAAAUAAAAAUGUCUAAAGUGAA